Molecule: messenger RNA, 2313 nt
Organism: Gadus chalcogrammus (walleye pollock)
Lineage: Eukaryota; Metazoa; Chordata; Actinopteri; Gadiformes; Gadidae
Product: rho GTPase-activating protein 22
Exons: 9
Coding region: 1-2313 (770 amino acids)
Biological process (GO): signal transduction; activation of GTPase activity; wound healing, spreading of epidermal cells
Cellular component (GO): focal adhesion
Molecular function (GO): GTPase activator activity
Source: RefSeq, a predicted model, not a curated record
AUGGGACUCACCUGUUUUAAGUCCUGGAAGUAUGACAGCAGAGGACAGAAGGGGAACAGAGACGUGUUGGCCAGCCCCGGCUCCUACUUCUUCCUGUCCAACAGCUGUGGUCAGGGGGACGAGUGGCUGCAGAGCCUCAACAAGAGAGCCUGGAUCCCCUUCACAGGGGUGUUCGGCCAGCGGCUGGAGGAGACGGUGUUGUACGAGCGGCGCUACGGGGCCCGCUCCGUCCCCCUGGUGGUGGAGCAGUGUGUGCACUUCAUCCGGGAGCGGGGGCUUCACGAGGUGGGCCUGUUCCGCUGCCCGGGGCAGUCCACGCUGGUGAAGGACCUCCAGGAGGCCUUCGACGCCGGGGAGAGGCCGUCCUUCGACAGUGGAACAGACGUGCACACGGUGGCCUCCCUGCUGAAGCUCUACCUCAGACUGCUCCCCGAGCCCUUGGUCCCGUACAGCCAGUACCAAGACUUCCUGCUCUGUGGAGAACAGCUGGCCUCUGGCAGAACCAAGGGUCUGCUAGAGUUGAGGGGUCUCCUUCAUGACCUACCAGUCGCCAACUUUAACCUGCUCAACUACAUCUGCCAGUUCUUGAAUGAGGUCCAAAGCUUCUCCUGCAGCAACAAGAUGAGCUGCCAGAACCUGGCCACCGUGUUCGGGCCAAACAUCCUCAGAGCCAAAGCCGAAGACCCCCAGAGCAUCAUUGGAGGUGCAGCUGUGGUCCAGGUGUUGAUGUUGGAGCUGAUCAGGGAGCACCAGUCCCUCUUCCCAAGAGAUGCUGGCCCCUGUCCAGCCCGGCCCGUAGGAAAGCCCCAGGACCCACCGCUCACAACACCAAGGCCGGCUUGGCUUCCCGUCUCCCCCUGCGCCCGGCAGCUCUCCUUGCCUCUCAUCGCAGAGCGCUGGGGGAGGCCAGGCUCCGUCUCCAGUCUCAGGGACCCCAGGGAACAUCCAAGCCCUCCUACCCACCCUCCCUCCAAAGACUGUGACCAAAGCCAUGCGGCCGACCCACGUCUCCCCCCUGGCCCCAAGAGAGUCCUGGGCCACCGCCACACCUCCUCACACCCGGACAGCUGCCUGUUCCCGCUGCCCUCGACCAGCUUCCCCCUCUCCCCGCUCCACCACCAGCACCGUUACCAUGCAGCCGGACUCAGCACCCCCCUGCCAGACAAACAGUGUCCCAUUGGUGCACCGGCGGACGAAGUACCGGGCCUGGGCUCCAACGAGGGCCCCCCCGGCCUGUUCCCAGCCCCCGCCACUCCGUCGCUGGUCCUUCAAUCGCAUCCCCCAGACAGCCCCGCUCAGUCAGGUGCACUGCCGCCUGGCCACAAGGAAGAAGAGGCUUUCCCCUGGGCUGAUGAAACGGAGGAGGGGAAGGAAGUGGGUGUACUACCUGAGGCGGACAGCGGCGGCAGCAGCGAGUACCAGGAGGACAGCACCGCGUCGGUCUACGACAACUUAAGCAGAGCUUCUCUGCACCCUGGAACGGAGAUGGGCGAUGGUGACCCGUUUGAUGCCGACGUGGCGGCCAUGCACCUGGACUCUUCUUUGAUUGUGAGGGAAGGGGCAGGAGAGGAGGAAGCCCAACACAGUCUGGUGUCCUCUUUCUCCUUCUCCUCCUGUGAGCUGCUCCCAGUGGACGACACGGGGGACUGUGUCGCUGAGUGCGGGUCCAGUCGGUGCCAGUCGCUGAGGUCAUCGCCCAUGUUUCUCUCCCACCAGGGGUCAGAAGAGGAUGACUGUUACGAGGAAGAGGAGGAUAGUGGUGGUGAAGACGGUGAUGUUGAGGAUGCUAUCGAUGAUGAUAACCCCAAUGGGGAUCUUCAGCCCCCUAACUCCCCGGCCUCCUGCUCCGUUCCCAGUGACAUGCUCCUGAGUACGGGCAGCUCCGAGGUGUUCCUCUCCUCUGGGUCUCCGGACGCCCAACCCACCCAGGCUCAGACUGAGGCCCACAAUGUUCGCUCUUACCUGGCUGAGCUAAAGCAACAGAUGACCCGACAGAGGACUGAGUACCAGGCCACCAUAUCCAGGUUGGAGCGUUGCAACGAGGCCCUGGAGGAUCAGAUGGCCGCCCUGUGCUCCCGGCUGGAGCAGCACAAGCGCUGGCACAGCCUGGCCGAGGUGAAGAUACGCAACGUGGAGCGGGCCCGGGUGGACGCGGACCGACGCAACGCCACACUGCAAAGGGAGAUGGAGCACUUCUUCAAGACGUUUGGAGAAGUCAAGGGAGGCAGAGCAGGAAGAAGCGGAGCUCGAAGAGGAAGGGGAGGAAGGGGAGGUGAGAGGACGAGGGAGCGGCGGAACCUACAGAGUUUGUAA